Messenger RNA from Drosophila kikkawai, 1170 nucleotides. Its product is annotated as retinaldehyde-binding protein 1. Gene Ontology annotation, molecular function: phosphatidylinositol bisphosphate binding. Lineage: Eukaryota; Metazoa; Arthropoda; Insecta; Diptera; Drosophilidae. The record is from RefSeq and is a predicted model, not a curated record. Gene Ontology annotation, cellular component: membrane.
UAUAAUAUAGAAGUUAACUCACAAGGGUUUCCAAAUGCAAACCGAAAUUCAGUUGACUCGAAUCGCACGAGUCGCGAGGAAGCACAGAAAACCUUCGAGACAGUGAAUAUCGUUUUAGACUUCGCCGUAGGCCCUGAUUUAUAAACACAAACAGCAAAAUGGCAACCGUCGAUAUCAGCGAGGAGGCCUUCAACCUGCGUCUGGGCUAUCUGAAGCCUGACACUCUGGAAAUUGCCCGAGUGGAGCUGAGGGAGACGGAGGAGGUCAAGGCGGAGGCCAUCACAAAGCUGAGGGAGCUCCUCAAGGCCACGCCCGAGCUGAACUAUAAGGAUGAUGAUGCCUUCCUCACAGUCUUCCUGCGUGCCUGCCACUUUUAUCCGGAGGGAGCCUUGGAAAAGAUGAAAACCACUGCCGCCUUCCGCAAGGAGUAUGCCGCUCUUGUCCGUGGACUUUUGGUGGAGCAGGUCAAGGAGAAAUUCGUCAAGGGCAGCGUUAUCAAUGUCCUGAAGAAUUGCGAUCAGAAGGGUCGCCGUGUCCUCAUCGUUAACUGCGGCAAACUCUGGGAUCCCAGCGAGAUCAGCAGCGAUGACAUGUUCCGCAUGCUGUACAUGGUUCACAUUGCUGCCCAGCGCGAGGAGGAAACCCAGAUCCGUGGUGUCGUCUGCGUUAUGGACUUUGAUGGUCUGGCCAUGAAGCAGGUUAAGGCUUUGUCGCCGAGCUUCUCCAAGCGCCUGCUCACCUUUAUCCAGGAGGCCAUGCCGCUGCGCAUGAAGGAGGUGCACUUUGUCAAGCAGCCAUUCAUCUUCAACAUGGUCUGGUCGCUCUUCAAGCCCUUCGUCAAGGAGAAGCUCAACAAGAGGAUGCACUUCCAUGGUAGCGAUAUGAAGUCUCUGCACAAGUUCCUGGAUCCCUCUGUCCUGCCCGCCAACUACAAGGGCACCCUGCCCGCCAUCGAUUAUGGCGGCACCGAAUGGAUCGGCGCUUUGGAGAAGCAGGCCGACUAUGUGGCCGAGUGGAGCCAACUGGGUCCUGCCCAGUGGUAAAAGCCUAGACCAUUCCACAUCCCAACUGACAUUAGCUUAACUUUAUGCUUGUAAAUACUUGCAACUUGUGUUUGCUUAGUUUGUAACAUUUUGGCAAUAAACUAGUUUCAUAAUUUGAUAAACCAAA